Molecule: messenger RNA, 3103 nt
Organism: Haliotis rufescens (red abalone)
Lineage: Eukaryota; Metazoa; Mollusca; Gastropoda; Lepetellida; Haliotidae
Product: lactase-phlorizin hydrolase-like
Exons: 17
Coding region: 152-3073 (973 amino acids)
Biological process (GO): carbohydrate metabolic process
Molecular function (GO): beta-glucosidase activity
Source: RefSeq, a predicted model, not a curated record
AAACCUUGAACGUCACGAUGAAGAAUCGUGAACGGGACACAUGUUGAGCGUGAAAGAAACAGAAAAAUGUUCUGACCUGUUGUUUAGUCCUUGGCGAUUACCUUGAUUUUGAUAACACGCCACAUAUUCUAUGUGAGUUGGUAGCGGCAGAAUGAAGAGGGUGAUAUUCGUUAUUGCCUUGUCGGUUCUGCAAGUCGUCCAUGGCAAGGUUUCUGAUGAUACUUUUCUCCUGGGAAAGUUCCCUGAUGACUUUGCUCUGGGAGUAGCCACCUCCGCCUACCAGAUAGAAGGCGCCUGGAAUGAGGAUGGUAAAGGGGAGAGUAUAUGGGACGUGUACAGCCAUGUGAAAGGGAACAUUGCCGACGGUAGCAACGGUGAUAUCGCCGGUGACGACUACCACCACUACAAGGAAGAUGUGCAGUUGUUGCGGGAGCUCGGGGUGUCCCACUACCGUUUCUCCUUUGCGUGGACACGCAUCAUGCCUGAUGGUACCAACAACACCAUCAACGAGAAAGGCAUCGAGCACUACACCAAUGUCUUGACUGAACUGAAGAAGUACAAUAUCACUCCGCUAGUGACACUUUACCACUGGGACCUUCCACAAGGCUUAAUGAAGUACGGCGGCUGGCAAAAUAGUUCCCUGAUACAGCAUUUCAACAACUAUGCUGAACUGUGUUUCAGACGGUUUGGUCAUUUGGUAAAACACUGGAUCACAUUCAACGAGCCUUUUGUGGUGUCCUGGGUAGGCUACGAAUCUGGCAGCAUGGCACCUGGUAUCAAAGACAAUACGAUCGUGUAUGAGGUUGCUCACAACAUCAUCAAGUCCCAUGUAGAGGCUUACCAUACUUACAAUGACACAUACAGGGCCACACAACAAGGCAAGGUGGGAAUGACUAUAGACACUGAAUGGAAGGAAGCUAAAACUGACAGCCAAGCAGACAUAGAUGCCGCCAAGCUUGUCAUGGAAUUCCGACUCGGAUGGUUCGCCAAUCCCAUUGUGUUUGGAGACUACCCAGCCAUCAUGAGGAAGACGGUUGACUACAAAAGCAAGCAGCAAGGCUUCAGCAAGUCCAGGCUGCCCAUGUUUACUGACGAUGAGAAGAAGAGAAAUAAAGGUGCCACCGACUUCCUUGGAAUCAACCACUACACAACACAGAUGAUCAGUUCCAAACCAGACAACGACCUCACUCCUGGAUACUUUAACGACCAGGAUGUGACAUUCACAUUUGAUCCACAAUGGCCAGGAAACGACAAUACAACAAUGUGGCGAAUGGUACCGUGGGGCAUUCGGCGCUUGCUGAACUACAUCAAAGACAACUACAACAACAUCGACGUGUACAUCACCGAGAACGGCAAAGGGGACUGUGGCACUAUGGAAGACCAGGCCCGCAUUGACUACAUCAGGGACUACAGCAACAACGUCCUCAAAGCUAUCGAUGACGGAGUCCACGUGAAGGGUUACUUUGUCUGGACGCUGAUUGACACGUUUGAAUGGAGCGGAGGCUACACCACCAAGUUCGGCUUCUACUAUGUGGACUUCAGCCUCCCACAUAGACCGAGGUACCCCCGGAGGUCAGUGAAGCUGUACCAGAUGAUCAACAAGGAGAGGGGGUUCACCCAGGACAUACAGAACUACAGAGCAUACCCAGCUGACAGAGACACAUUUCUUUAUGACCAUUUCCCUGACAAGUUCCUGUGGGGCGUCGCCACUUCCUCCUAUCAAGUGGAAGGUGGAUGGAACGAAGACGGAAAAGGGGAGAGCAUAUGGGACAGGUUCGUUCACAUCAAAGGCAACAUUGCCAACGACGAUACUGGAGACGUUGCCUGCGACAGCUACCACAAUUAUAAGGAGGAUGUUCGCAUGCUGAAAGACUUAGGUGUGAAUUUUUACAGGUUUUCUAUUUCGUGGAGUCGCAUUUUGCCUGACGGAACACCAAGCUCUUUGAACAGCAAAGGUAUCGCCUACUAUGACAAUCUUAUCAACGAGCUCUUGGCCAAUAAUAUAAUACCAUUCGUCACCCUGUAUCAUUGGGACUUGCCACAAGCACUGCAGGAUAAAGGUGGCUGGAUGAAUGAGGCCAGCGUUGAUUGGUUCACAGAAUACAGCCGGGUCAUGUUCCACUACUUCGGGGACAAGGUGAAGCACUGGAUCACAUUUAAUGAAGUCGUCACCAUUUCCUGGCUUGGGGAUGGCAUCGGGGUAUUCGCUCCUGGUAUCAAGGAUCCGGGUGUUGCCGUGUACCAGGUCGCCCACAACAUCAUCAAGGCUCACGUCAAGACUUACAGGAUGUAUGACAAGGACUUCAGAGCCCGACAGAAUGGUAUGGUGGGCAUUACGCUUGACAUUGAGUGGAAGGAACCUAUGACCUCUAGCUCAGCCGACUUGGAGGCAGCACACAGGGCUUUCCAUUUCAAACUUGGCUGGUUGGCUAACGCCAUAUAUGGCAACGGGGACUACCCAGAAGUGAUGAAGCGCUACAUCGACCGCAGAUCUCGUCAGGAGGGGCUCAGACACUCCCGACUUCCGGUCUUCAGUGCAGAGGAGAAGAAAAAUAACAAAGGGGCUUACGACUUCAUGGGUGUGAACCACUACACGACUGACCUGGUGGCGAACAACCCUUCCCCCAGCUCCACCCCUGACUAUAUGGAGGACCAGGAGACCGAGGUUAGGAAAGACAUGUGUUGGCCCAAAACGGUUGCCGAAUGGCUAAGCAUAAAUCCAUGGGGAAUCCGGAACGUGUUGAAAUUCAUCAAGAAUUACUAUGGCGACUUCCCUAUCUUCAUCACGGAAAGUGGAUCGGCUGACACUGGCGGGCUGGCGGAUGACCAGAGGGUCCAGUACUACAAAUCCUACACCAACGAACUUCUUAAAGCAAUCCUCUGGGACAAGGUGAAUGUCCAGGGCUACACCGCAUGGGCGUUGAUGGACAACUUCGAGUGGGCCAGUGGAUACACCCAAAAGUUCGGUAUAUAUUCAGUCAACUUUACAGACCCGGCAAGAACCCGGACGCCGAAGAAAUCAGCCUUGUACAUUACAAGCUUGAUCAAGGAAAAUGGUUUUGUAAAACAGUAAAAACGUUUGAAUAAAGCAGUUUCUCACUGA